Ascoidea rubescens DSM 1968 is the source of this 1232-nucleotide messenger RNA. RefSeq names its product septin CDC10 (gene CDC10). Gene Ontology annotation, molecular function: GTP binding; GTPase activity; molecular adaptor activity. The coding region runs from base 164 to 1114 and encodes 316 amino acids. The transcript has a single exon. NCBI's taxonomy places the organism in Eukaryota, Fungi, Ascomycota, Saccharomycetes, Ascoideales, Ascoideaceae. Gene Ontology annotation, biological process: cytoskeleton-dependent cytokinesis. Gene Ontology annotation, cellular component: septin complex; microtubule cytoskeleton; cell division site. The record is from RefSeq and is a predicted model, not a curated record.
GCCUCUUCUGCCUCUUCUGCCUCUUCUGCUUCUUUUGCUUCUUCUGUUCUUUCUGCUCCAACAAACCACAAAGCCACUGCUUGUCCCAAGUCUCUCUUUACUACUGCUUCUUUUCUACUUACAAAGAACACUUCGCUCUCUUUCAUUCAGUGCCUAAUCAAUCAUGUCCACCGAAGUUGAUGCUCCUAUCGCUCCAAAGUCCUACGUUGGUUUUGAUACAAUUACCAGUCAAAUUGAACAAAGACUUCUUAAACGUGGCUUCCAAUUCAAUGUGAUGGUUGUCGGCCACUCUGGGUUGGGUAAAACAACUCUCAUCAACACUUUGUUUGCUUCUCAUUUAACUGAAUCAAGUGGCAGAAAAUCCUCCACUGAAUCAAUUGAAAAGACUGCUGAGAUCAAAGUCACCUCUCAUACUCUUUUGGAAGAAAAAGUCAAACUAAAUAUCAAUGUCAUUGAUACUCCAGGUUUCGGUGAUCAGGUUAACAAUGAUAGAUGUUGGGAACCAAUCGUUAAAUAUAUUAAAGAGCAACACUCUCAAUACUUAAGAAAAGAAUUAACUGCUCAAAGAGAAAAACAUAUUAAAGACACUAGAGUUCACUGUGUUCUUUACUUUAUUGCUCCCAAUGGUAUCGGUUUGAAACCUUUAGACAUAGCUGUAUUGAAAAGAUUAACUGAAAUUGCAAAUGUUGUGCCCAUUAUAGCAAAAUCAGACUCUUUGACUUUAGAAGAAAGAGCAAACUUUAAACAUGUUUUACAAGAUGAAUUUAAAUACCAUAAUUUUAAUUUUUAUCCAUACAAUACCGAUGAUCUUUAUGAACAGGAAAAAAACUUAAAUGACAAUAUUAAAUCAAUAAUCCCUUUUGCCAUUGUUGGCUCCGAAGAAGAAAUCUCUAUAGGUGAAAGGGCCUUCAGAGGUAGAAGAACUAGAUGGGGUGUUAUUAACGUUGAAGACAUUCAACAAUGUGAAUUUACCUAUCUUAGGGAUUUCUUAACUCGUACUCAUUUACAAGAUUUAAUUGAAACAACUGCUGUGGUCCAUUAUGAAACAUUUAGAGCUAAACAAUUAAUUGCUCUCAAAGAAGGUUCAAGAAAGAAAGAUGAUGAUAAAAAAUAAUUGAUUAAUCUCAACAAUUGUAAUCAAUAAUAAUCUUAAUAUACUAAUUUAAUUAACUAAAUAACUAAUUAUCCUUUUUUUUUUUGUUUAUCUGUUUUUCAAUUUUACUUUACUUUAC